AUGACCCAAACAUCACCAUCAACGCCCGAACUUCUCCUCACACAUCUCCCCCCAGAACUCCUGCACACAAUCCUCACACACCUCGACCUCCCUGACCUCCUCCAAACAAGUCGAACAUGUCAUCUCCUACGACACCUCGCCCUCGACCCUUUCCUCCACAGCACGCGCCUCCACACCGCAUCCCUCACCCUCUCGCAUCUACUAUCACACCGCGCCUCCAAAUCCUCCAUCAGCCCGCCAACAUCCUGGAUCUGGAUGUCCCGCACCAACGUCCUGUCGCGCCAGAUCUCCAAAUCCCUCAUCCGAAUACGCUUGGCCCAUAAUCUUGAACAUCGGCCGACCUCUGCGGAGCUCGUCGAGCGCGCAAUCUUGCCUCGAGUCUGUGGUGCAAGCUACGACAGUCCCGUUGCACCGGGCAUCAUUCAGACGCAUCAGGCUGUUCAAAGGCGGAGUGUGCGCGAUCGGCUCGCGAGGAAACUGAAAAGGCGCCCGAGCGUGCGCAGUCUUGUCGACCUCAAUAUCAUUCCUGCUGAGUGUGUGUCGAGGACGAGUACCUCUACACCUGGGUCAACUUCUACGUCAGGUUGCGGCGAGUGCUGCACCGUCAUCGUCUCGCCUGGACUCGUUGCGACACGGAGGAACGUGAUCCGCGAACUGCUGAAAGACGGCCUGCGGGCUUGGGUUUCCGGCCGAGGCAUUCAAGCGCAGAAACGAAAGGCCGAUGAGUUGGAAGCGACGGAGCGCGCGACGGUCAAGAACCUCGUCCGACGAUUCGCGGCACGGAAAAGAGCAGCGGAUGCUGAGUGCGAUGUUGUGAGGAGAUGGCAACAGCAGCAACAACAAAAAGGGCGGAGGAGUCAUGGUUACGGCUAUGGCUAUGGAACGCUGUGGGGAAGGGAGGCGGAGAUUGCUAGGCAACGAGAUGAAGAGCGGAGGGCGAGAAUGGUGGGCGAUUGCGCCAGUGAGGGUGGACAGGACCAGGACUGUAGCACUCGAAAGGCUGGUGUGGACUAUUGGGGCGUUUGUGCUCAGCCGACUCGUGCUCACGUCCUGGGUCUCAAGACGUUUUGGGAGGGCGUCAUUAGAGCUUCUGCUCCUGAUUGA
Exophiala bonariae is the source of this 1104-nucleotide messenger RNA. RefSeq lists its product as uncharacterized. Gene Ontology annotation, molecular function: protein binding. The transcript has a single exon. NCBI's taxonomy places the organism in Eukaryota, Fungi, Ascomycota, Eurotiomycetes, Chaetothyriales, Herpotrichiellaceae. Bases 1 to 1104 code for a protein of 367 amino acids. The record is from RefSeq and is a predicted model, not a curated record.